AUGGGUCCAGUGCCAACUAUCGCUGCAGACUACAGAAACAGAAAGUGUAUGCGCACUAUGCUGACAAAUAGUGCUUGGGCUUUCUGGAUUUUCUUCAUAUCGGCCCUGUACCACGCUGCCAUCAACACACUUACACUCGGUAGUAGCAAUCUCCAACACGAGCUAAGCUUCUUCUUGUCGAGCUGGGCGUUAUGUUGUUUGGAAUCAGUAGUGGCUUCCGUGUGUGGAAAGAAGUUACGUUGUAAUGCCGAGGCGUGUUCGCCAUAUGCCAAGAUGAUGGGUUACAUAUGGGUCUUUAGCUAUCUACUCUGGUUGGCGCCCAAGUGGCAAUACUCCUUGAUAUGUGUCGCAACAGGCAAGUAG
Messenger RNA from Pestalotiopsis fici W106-1, 363 nucleotides. RefSeq lists its product as uncharacterized. NCBI's taxonomy places the organism in Eukaryota, Fungi, Ascomycota, Sordariomycetes, Amphisphaeriales, Sporocadaceae. The record is from RefSeq and is a predicted model, not a curated record. Bases 1 to 363 code for a protein of 120 amino acids. The transcript has a single exon.